AUGCAUGACCCUCCAGGAACCAUCCCGCCGGAAGCUGCCCGCCUCCACCCUCGCCGCAUCCCAGCCCACAGGUCGGUUUCGCUUCGACAUAGUCCUCCUGCCUCGCGCGUGGAUAACAAAGUCGCGGUCGAACGCCAGGCGACAGCUCUCAGUUCGCCGAAUGCUGCCAGCGACAAGGCCAAUCCGCCCAGUGUCUCGCCUCACCUCCAGUCGAACAAAUACAGCUCUGGAGAGAGCAGUGACGCCGGCCGAUGGUUCGAGAUUACCAACAACAACGCCCGCCAAAGCGGCGCAUCUGCUGUUGACAACGAUCCGCCGUUCUUCCUUCGCAACUCGUCUUCCUCCGAGACUCCUCCGGAAGGCCUUUCGGCCAACUCUGCCCACUAUCCUCGGGUCCACCCGAAUAUGCCAUAUCGACCCACGGCGCAAAUCGGCAACGAUGGUAGCAGCACCGAGGACUUCCGGAGUGUCAUCGACGACCUGACCAUUGCGAACAAGAAGCUGAAACAGAAGCUGAAGAAGUACGAGCAGUCACAUGAUGCCCGUCUCGAAGAAGAUAAGCUUUUCGAAGUGCGGUUCCACGGUCUUCCUGAUCACAAGAAGAAGGAGCUGGAGGAGACUCUUCGCAAGUUCGCAGCUGGACUUGACGAUGCUAUGUCCGACUACCCACCCAUCACACAAUAUCCCCCCACAUUCGAUCAGCAGAAGACCCAGUCGUCGACUUCACACUUCAAUGAGUCUGGCUAUGCCUCAAUGUCAGCAUCUGGCCAGAAUUCCUCAGCUGUUUCGAAUCAAGCUUCCAAUCAAGCCAACGACAGCCAUAAGAUGAGUCGUUCGGCGUACAAGCAGCAGCAGCAAAGUAUUCAGUCCUACCUGCACGAUGUUCACGGGAGCUUGCUACCUCAGAACAAUGUUCCCAUGACUGAUAAAUCGAAGAAGAAAAUGGUGGUGCGUCGCCUCGAACAGAUAUUUGCCGGCAAGGUAUCAGUACCAGGGAGUCACCCGCAGCCGAUGCAACAGGAGGAGGUUGCCCAGUCAGCAGCUACUGCCGAUCGCGAAGAGAGAGAGGCUACUGGUCGAACCUUUAAGCCUGAAGGCCUUCGUGUGGCUCGCAUCUUAUCAGGAGGUCGAGACACUUCCACACCAGACUCACGUGAGACCUUGGAGGGAUUACAAUCGAAUGUGAAUAUCGGCGAACAAGAUUACAUGGAGACAGGAGAUAAACCCGAAGAAGGACAUGGUUGGCUGUACCUCAACUUGCUUAUCAACAUGGCUCAACUGCAUACCCUCAACGUUACCCCCGAAUUCGUCAAGGACGCUUUGAAUGAUUACAGCGGUCACCUCGAGCUCAGCAGUGACGGACGAAAGAUACGAUGGAAAGGAGGUCUCGAUAUGACCAAGGGUAUCAGCGACAGCUCAUCGGAAAAUCUGAGCGGCGGCUCCCCUGCGGAAGGCGGGUCGCCCAUCAAGCGCCAACGGACCGACGACAGCAGAGAAAAUGAUGAAGACGCUGGGUCGAGAGCAAGGAAAAUAGCUCGAGCAACUCGGGAGCGUGAGCUGGAGAAAUUCGCUUACAAACCCAUGUUCUUCAAAAGGGUUGAGUCCGAGGACGAUGACGACAGUUAUGGGUACGACAUUGAGUCGUCUGGUGCUUCGAUGCAGCGACCACAUCAUGCAGGGGAUUCUUCAGGAUUUGGUAGCUCCGCCAUGCAGAGUCAUUCAUCAACCAAAAAUCGGCGGGAAGAUGGACCCCUCAUAUUCUAUACUAAGGCCAAGUUCUGUACCGAUCUCAGCGGCGACCGCUUAGGUACUUCUCUUAUGCCUGGAUCCUACCAGCCCGUGACAAGCCAGCCUCUUGGAGUAACAUCGCAAGAUGCCGUCGGCGUUCAACAUCGAUCUGGUCUCACCGAGCCCCGAGGGCCAAUGGACGUCUCGCCUAUGGAGCUGGACUCCAACGCGACGGUUUCCAGCGAGGAAUAUUUCGGCUUUUCACCCGCAUUCCUGAGGAAUGAUACCAGCGGCAGUGGCAGCCCCGCCGAGUUGAUGGACUUUGAAGCUUCCGGGCUAGGUGGCGUGCGACCGGAGGACAACUUUGCCAUCCGCGUGCGACGGUCGCAGACCCAAACGGUACCAAUUGCUUUGACCGGCCGUCGCCGCUCGAACGUGUACUCAAAGAGAAUACUUCGUGCCUUGGGCAAAGAAUCGUCUGCGGACACAUCGUCUACUUCGCCCACCAGCCCGCAGCGUGUCAUUAAAAGCGACAUCAUCUCCGCGUCGCGAAAGACGCUGCCUAAUUCAGAACUUCCGCCUGCGUCGUACCUGCCCUUCGAUUCAACAUCCUCUGGCGACGUUGACUCUGACUCCGAUUCUGGCUCUGAUGCAGAUGAAUCAUCCGAAGCCGACUCGGAAUCGGGCGAAGGUCCCGCCACCGCCAUGCAAAUGAUGAACAUGUCCACCAGCCACCACGACAGCGGCGAUUCCGGCUCCGAAGCAUCACAGUACUCCGAAGACACCGACGACGAUGGCAGCGUGGACUUUCUCGCCACCGCGCGCCAACUCGACCCCAACACCAUCCUGAACCAGGAGCGCGAAUACGACGCCGCGGUCGCUGAUCGCCUCGCUGAGGAAAUCGUCGCGGGCAGCUCGGCGGCCACGGCUGGUGGAGGCAGUGGGUUCAACACGCCCGCAGCGGGCUUGCGUCGCGAGGACAGUGCGAGGAAGCAGCGGGCUAGUACAAGUGGAAGUCUGUCGUCGCGCUCCAAGCUCAAGAGGUCGAGGACAAGCGACGGCAGAGUAGUGAAGUCCAAGAAUCAGAAGACUUCUGACUAGAGCCUUUUUUUGGCUUCUUGGUAUAUAUGUUUUUCGAUAUACAUUUUGGUCGGAUUGGGGAAACUGCUUUUAGGUGGAUUUUCCCUCUUCACCUUGGCUUAGAUUGCAUUGUUUUGGCGUCAGAGUUUGGAUGGAAACUUGAUACCCCACGCGAUGCUUUUCGCGUCUUGCAAUGUACAGACUUUGGCUUUGAAUACAAACUAUAUUGCCACACUACA
Messenger RNA from Parastagonospora nodorum SN15, 3047 nucleotides. RefSeq lists its product as hypothetical. The record is from RefSeq and is a predicted model, not a curated record. Bases 1 to 2829 code for a protein of 942 amino acids. NCBI's taxonomy places the organism in Eukaryota, Fungi, Ascomycota, Dothideomycetes, Pleosporales, Phaeosphaeriaceae. Gene Ontology annotation, cellular component: cytoplasm; nucleus. The transcript is spliced from 3 exons. Gene Ontology annotation, biological process: circadian rhythm; regulation of DNA-templated transcription.